Molecule: messenger RNA, 1011 nt
Organism: Aureococcus anophagefferens
Lineage: Eukaryota; Pelagophyceae; Pelagomonadales; Pelagomonadaceae
Gene: PDE10
Product: putative 3'5'-cyclic nucleotide phosphodiesterase
Exons: 1
Coding region: 1-1011 (336 amino acids)
Biological process (GO): signal transduction
Molecular function (GO): 3',5'-cyclic-nucleotide phosphodiesterase activity
Source: RefSeq, a predicted model, not a curated record
AUGCGGGACAACUCGUACCACAACUUCACGCACGUCACGGACGUGACGCAGUACAUGUACACGCUGCUCCUCGCGACGCACGUCGCGGAGCGGCUCCGGCCCGUGGAGCUCGCCGCGGCCUACAUCGCCGCGGUCUGCCACGAUUUGGACCACCCGGGCCUGUCGAACACGUACCAGAACAACGAGAACACGGAGCUAAGCAAGCGCUACAACAAGGAGAGCCCGCUCGAGAACCACCACCUCAGCGUCUUCGGGCGGCUCUGCGAGAAGCACGAGCUGUUGGCGAACCUGCCGACGGAGGAGGAGAAGACGCGCUUCGUCGACAUCGUGCACCACAUGAUCCUCGCCACGGACAUGGCGAAGCACGGGCUGCUCAUGAAGAAGAUCAAGGAGAAGCUCAACAUCGACGGCUGGCACCCGCUCAAGUCCGAGGAGGGCAUCAACCUCAUCCUCCAGAUCGGCCUCAAGUGCGCGGACAUCUCCAACCAGGCGCGGCCCUGGAAGGUCGCGAACCGCUGGAACGAGGCCGUCUACAAGGAGUUCUACCACGAGGGCGACCUCGACCGCGCCGCGGGCCGCAACGUCGCGCCCCUCUUCGACCGGCGCUCGAACAUGAUCCCCACGUCCACCGUGGGCUUCAUCGGCUACGUCGUCGCGCCCCUCUACGAGAUCUACGUCGCCAUCAUGAAGCGCUGCGCGAUGAUGGACGAGCAGGUCGACGCGCAGGCCGUCGAGGAGUGCCUCGUCUUCCUCCAGAAGAACAAGGAGCGCUACCAGCUCCAGGCCGACGGCCAGUACGUCGACCAGGACGAGGAGGAGGAGGAGCUCCAGAACUUCGCCGUGGACCUGCGCACCAAGAUCAAGUCCAAGGAGGAGGAGGAGGAGGAGAAGACCAAGUCCAAGUACCCGGGCAUCAACGGCCUCCAGCAGCAGGACACGAUCCGCAUCCUCAUGAACAAAAUCAAGCAGCAUUCCAAGCACCCCCCGGAGCCGAAAUUCCAGCCCGAGUGA